Symbiodinium necroappetens is the source of this 2112-nucleotide messenger RNA. NCBI's taxonomy places the organism in Eukaryota, Dinophyceae, Suessiales, Symbiodiniaceae. The record is from the annotation of a GenBank genome assembly.
AUGAGGUGGCCUACCACUUUUCGGCCCUUGCGGGAAGACGUGGAGCCGGACUGUCGCUGCUGGGUGGGCGAGGAGUUGCAAUGCUGGCUGAUUGUCAACAUCUCCCAUGUGGGAGCGGAUCCUGUGCUCGAGCAGGAAACAGAAAUCCGUUUCACGAUGUCCGUGAUCAACUCGGCAGUGCCAAAAGACUCUAUCAGGAGCUGGUGGAACAUGGUACACUGGGCAGCCCAGGAUAGAAGGCUCCUGUCCGCAGGUUCUGUGCCUGGUUGGCCAGUGUACGGGCUGCUGAACAAUGUGACGGCCAUCAUUGGGGGUUGGAGGCAGCGUGCUGGAUCCAUUAGCGACAUCUCGAUCACCUUCAUUCCCACAGUGUGGGGGAGCACGAUGGAAAUCAACUUCUACAUUCCGCAGGGGUUCAACUUCGAAAAUGUGAGGCCGGGAGCUCCGCUGCUACGCGACGAGCGCACGCAGGGCAGUCGCGUUGUCGUGACCAACGGCGACUUCCGCCCUUUUGAGAAGCACGAGAUCUUCCUGGGUGAGGCGCAGCUCGGUCUCGGAGGUCUCGACAUGUACACGGAUGCCAUGAUGACCACAGAAGUUGCAAGGAGGAUCAACUUCUUUCAGGGCUUUGUGCAGCCCGCAAGUGUGUCACUGCACACGCAGCUGCUUCAAAGCGAAACGGUCGUCAGGCAUUACCAAGGUGAGCUCUACGACUCCGCGGUACCGCUUCUUCCUCCCUUCGCGCUGCAGCUUUCGCGCAUGGAGUUCUUCGUCGUGCUUUCGCACUAUGUUAUGGCUGGCGAUGUGUUGCUGAUUCAGAGCCUCACAUCAGCUGGCGGAGUCGCCCAUGAGCCCAUCAACGAGGAGGGCUAUGAGCCGAGGAUCGACCUUUGCAACGGCCCAGACGCAGGUGCAGACGACAAGGGGACUUGGAGUUGUGGUGACAUCGUCGGUGUCAACUUCACUCAGAUGUCGCUUAUUCGGGACACCUUCGACGUGCCUGUUGGGCUCCGAAUGGUAUUGCUUCCAAUGGAUCCGCGUUACGUCGUGGAGAGAUCAGCCUUGGAUGAGAUAGCAUCUCUCACCGAUGGUCAGCGGUCAAUGGCCCUGGAGGCCAACAGAAAUUACCGGGUGCAGAUUUGGCUACUGCCGUCCAUGGCGGAGACCUGGUGGUCCAUCUCCACCGAGGACAUCACUGGGUUUCCAACAAGCUCCAACGACGGAGAGACAAGUUCGAUAGCCGCUGUACCUGAAAUGGCCGUGACCGUGGCGCCUCAAGUGGGGCGCAGUCCACCUCUAUCUGCCGUCUACAUCACGAUCACCAUCAAGGCUGGUGCAGGGCAGACGGCCUACUCACGUUUGUUGGUCAUCCUUCCUUACGGCUUUGUGCCUGUGGGUGCUCUGGCUCCGGACAAUGCCCGUGCAAUGGUGGAGUUGGACCUGCGCCAGAUUGUGAACCCGCUGGUAGACGAGAUGUCUUAUCAGUUUCGGGUGUUGACGCCGCGGAGAACCAAUUUGGACCCACGCUGGUUUGUUCUGGCCCGCAGUGUGACAGUGGAUGAAAUCACCGAUGUGCAGAGCGACCGAAUUGUCGGCUGGGGCUCUGCUCCUGGAUUCGGCGUCGAGCCUUGCUUCGUCGAAGCGAGGUAUGGUGCUCUUCCGCGGUACACGGGCUGGAUGUCCUUGACGUGGAAGGCUCCACAGAUUGCUGGCGCCAGAUAUGCAUUGUUCACCGCGCCCAAUGAGUUUCGCGUCAGUUGUCCUCCACCGUCCCAGGCCGCACAGCCAUGCGAGCCCUUUCAGCUUUCAGAGGGGAUGCCAAACACCAUCACGGAGCUACCUAUCACCCGUACUUUGAAUGUGACGAUGGCGAAAGGAUGGCCUGAAGGCCAAGAUUUCGUGUUUUUCAUGAUGCUGCUCAUCGAAACGCCAGCAGUCCUCACCAGUCUACAACCAUGGGAACUUCGACUAUUAGACCAGGUCUUCACGGUGAUUGAUGCGGCCCUGGAGAUACCAUCUCUGAUGUUUGCGCCAGACCUUCAGGCCGAGAAUCCAACCCUCAGCUGGCUCACACCUCCCCAAUUCGGCGAGGCAGCUACUGCAGCUAUACAG